Messenger RNA from Sclerotinia trifoliorum, 2154 nucleotides. Lineage: Eukaryota; Fungi; Ascomycota; Leotiomycetes; Helotiales; Sclerotiniaceae. The record is from the annotation of a GenBank genome assembly.
GCUAACGCGCCAGUCGCGUCAAUCCUUCAGGAAAUCUGACUUCGAGUAAAAUUCCAGGUCCAAAAUGUCUCGAGCUAAUGUGUCCUCUGCAAGGCCACUUUCUCUUACUGAAGAGCUUGAGAAAUUGGAGCAAUCUAUUACUCUGACACUUCAAGGUAAGCUUCCUUCCUUACCUUUCUCACGAAACAUCUUCCUUUUACUAACACCGCCUCAGAAAUUGAUCACAACUUUAGUCGAGCGCAUCGUAUUGUUACUACAAGUAUUCUACCUGUCGUUGAACAAUAUGCAAACCAUUCAAAUGCAGUAUGGGAAGGAUCUAAGGUUGGUAGCAAUCUGCCUACAAAAGACUGGAAUGCAACUAAUAGCGGGGUAGUUUUGGAAGCAAUUUUUCGAAGCCAGUGCCAACGUCUCAUUACUUCAAGUAGAGCAGCAGGGGGAGGAGGAGGAUGUUUCGUAUACUCAGUCCCACGAAGACCCAAGUCAAUAUACUGCAUCGCAGAUUGAUGAUGAAACUAUUCGAACAGAAGAUGAUGGUCAUCAUAUUUACGAUCAGGAUGAUUCAAUGCUCGAAGACAACGAUAUUAGUGGUAGCACUCCCAGAGGUCCUCCACGAAAAGAUAGAGAGCCACAAUUUGCGGACUUGUCAUCCCCAUACGAGGACUUAAGAAAGGAAUUUAAAGAUGCGACUUUACAAGGUGAUGAGGAUGAUACACAAUUACCGAGUACACCUGGAGCCAGGCAGAGGAUACCAGAUAUGUCAAUGCUACCAGAUUCAUCUCCAUUCGACCCAACCAUAUAUCGGAUGGACCCGACUUUAUACGAUCUACCAUCAACUACUCAAACGUAUAUACCAUCAACGGCUCAGAAGACAAAAGAUCCUCAGUACCUUAAAAUGCUCGAAAAGAAUUAUCGAAUCCAAGCAACACCACUUACAAACCGAAAAGAAAAGAAGACCCCUGCAAACAAACCCUCAUGGCGAGACAAUCAUUCACCGUUAUCUUCACCACCAGCUGCAGCACCUCAAUUACACGCUGAUAUAUUCAGUUCGCCGAUUAGACAACCAUAUAAGCCGAAUGCACCACGAACACCAGGUAUAAGUGUUCAAACUCCAGCGAAAGGAAAGUCAAAGGAUAUUUUUUCCAAAUCUGUAAAGAAAGAGAAAGAUGAGAUCACAUGGGAAAGUGACAGUGAUGAAGACGCGGAAGAUAUCUACAAGGAACUUGGAAUGAGUCCCCCAAAGACGAUUCAGUUUUCCUUACCACAAUCAAGAUUACUACAAACUCCUGGUAAGCUCUUGACUUUGAUUGAAAAUAUUAGUAUCACAAGCUAACACAAAUUCAGCACGAGAAGCAAGCAAAAGAAUCGUCGAAGAUCUUCUUACCACCGCUGGAGCUGGAUUUGAUAAUACAGACGAAAUGGAUAAUAGUCCAAGCAUAGUCGCAAUGAAAGAUGAUUUUGAUGAUAGUUUUUGAGAAAAUCAGAAUUAUUCAUCAGAAUUUAACAAGGAAUAAAGCCAAUGACCAUAUCAAACAACAACUCAAAUACCGUCUUUCCAUAUGUCCACUUCCAUCGGGAAGGUAUUGUUUCAAAAGUUCCUUGUUAUUAAAAUCAAAAUCUUCUAGUAUGUCGCCCACUAGGAAACUCCUCCAAAAACCCGCCGAAAGAUGUCUCAUCAUGGUCAUAAAAGUCCAAAGCCCAAGGUUCCGCAUGGAAAACACCAUUCAAAGAAAGGAGAAAUCAACCACCGACUAUGUUUAUCUCAUAGCCAUGAUUAGAUAUGUCUCGGUCAGCGAUUGCCUCGCUAUCAAUCCAAUCGAAUCAGCCUUCUUUUUCUCUUAUCCAUAUUACAUCAAAUCAAGCUUUGGAAUGAAACGUACGUGACUUCUCACUCGAAUUCCUGCGCAUAGAAGAGGCAGUUGGAGAUUUCUUGUACGAGUUGACUUCUCCACCUUUUGAAUGUUCCUUACGGGAAAGCUUAGCUUUGAGGGUACCGACUGGAUGUUUUAGAAGGGAAAUGGUGGAGGCGGUGCUGUAGAGCGAAGAAGUGUCGUUUGCGGGAUAUGUGGAAGAGGUGUCCAUGGAUGCUUUUGGAGAGGAAGAUUUGACAGUGUAGGAUCUGGAGGUGGAAUAGGACACGGGUGUUACUUUUUGGGA